AAACCAUAUUAGCACAAAACCAAAUAAAUGGCAGCUCGCUCGUGCGGGGAGAGUGCAGGCUGCAGGGCAGUUAAAUUUCUCGUCCAGGCCAGGGAUGUGAGGUGUUGGCUGUUGUUUCUGCACAGACACACACCUCUGGAUGCUUUUGUGCGCUGAAAUCAACUUAACCAAUGGAAGCGAGUCCCAUCGUGACGUCCAAGCAGCGAGAGGAGGUGGUACACGGGGUCCCGACGGAGGUGGUGUGCACGGCGUUCUCCAACUCCGUCCUCGUGGUAGUCACACAGUACGGCAAGAUGGGGACAAUCGUCUAUGUGGACCCCAACACAAUCGGCAAUAAUGUGGGCAGGCCCUCAAUCACCACCAAGGUGCUACUGGGCAAGGAUGAGCCCCUCGUCCAUGUUUGCGCCAAAAACCUGGUGGCAUUCGUCUCUCAGGAAGCUGGGAACAAACCUGUUCUUCUCGCCAUGGCUUUAAAGGACAAGACCAUGGAAGGAAUACAAGCUCUACGGGAAGUGAUCCGAAGUUGCCAAGUGUGGUGAAGUUGUGCCAUCUGGAUUCAAGGAAAUGAUGUUGAGUCCGUGACUCAUCACCACUUAUUUAAAAGGACAAGAAAUUAAAAUGAUGGAAUGUCUUUGUGCUGGUUUUGGACUUACUGAGGAAUUUCAUGAAUUUUUCUCUACUGUGUAGAACAUUUGUGGGUUUUGUUACUGUGGCAGGUUUGCAGUCCAUAUAGUCAGUGAUGAGAUGAGAACAAUUGUCUCAACAUACAAGAGAAGUAUUUUUAUCACAUUGGGUGGGAUGUAUAUUUGGGAAAUGGCAUGGCUCUGCAUCUGUGUCCUGAGGAGCAGUAGAUGCCAAGCUCUGUAGCUAUGCUGUACCGCAAAGGGGGAACACCCAGUGCAGACUGAAUAAAAGAAACAUUGACAAAUCUAAUUUUACCUGUUUUCUUUUUUGCUCCGUGAAAAUUGCUUCAAUUGAAAUACAAGCCUCGGUAACAAACCAACAGCAAUUGCAUAAUAGGAAA
This is a messenger RNA of Athene cunicularia (burrowing owl), 1024 nucleotides long. It is a transcript of the gene PSMG3, whose product is annotated as proteasome assembly chaperone 3. The transcript has 3 exons. Bases 171 to 539 code for a protein of 122 amino acids. The record is from RefSeq and is a predicted model, not a curated record. Gene Ontology annotation, biological process: proteasome assembly. Lineage: Eukaryota; Metazoa; Chordata; Aves; Strigiformes; Strigidae.